AUGGUUCAAGAGUUUGGAGUCAAAUGAGUUGUAUCGAGAGUUUUACGAGAAAAACGAACUCUCUGCUGCGGAGGGCGAGCUCCUCCAUCCGCCAUGAGGCAGAUGGGUCUUCUGGCGACUGACUUAGCGGUCCAGGCGCCAUGUCUGUGCACUGGUUUGGCAGCUCAGGGCUUGACGACAUUGAUUCCGACCAACGCCUCCCGCCCUUGGCAGAGGCAGGAGCCUUCCAAUUUGCUGAGUCUGGGCUUGAGAUUAGCAUUGGCGAGAAAUGGCCUCCGAGUGGGAAUGCAGGCUGUACAGGGUUUGAGGGUUCCGAUCACUAAUAAGUUUUCUCCACCUUUGGGGGAUGCAUGGCUGUGGAGGACAAAUUCCGCCCUCAGGAUCGCUCCAGGAAGUAGAUCUGUCGGUCAAUUGCGUCAUUUUGUCGAUGCAGUGAAGAAUUCGGCUUUGUGUCAUCAGUGCCAUGCGAAAUUACCCACGGGGGCAUUGGCUUGCUUGUCGAGCACCGUCAACACUUUUGGAGGCGGUGGUGGAAGAGGGUAUGCUGGGAAGGGCGGAGGUGGUGGAGGAGGUGGAGGUGGUGAUGGGUUUGGGGCUGCAGCCAGUAAGGGAGCUGCGGCUGUGGGUGGGGAGCAAAGCGAUGACGUUCCGUUUGGUGGGGAGGUCGCAGAUGACGUUAUAAUUCUGGACGUUGGGGGUAUGUCAUGUGGUGGUUGCUCAGCUUCGGUCAAGAGGAUAUUGGAGUCCCAGCCACAAGUGACUCUCGCCAAUGUGAAUCUUGCUACUGAGACCGCUUUUGUUCAAGUUGUUCGGGGAUCUCAACCAUCACCUGAGUGGAAAACUGCUAAGCAUGCAAUUGGAGAGGCACUCGCGAAACAUCUUAGCAGCUGUGGUUUCAAGUCUACAGUUCGAGAUCUAAAUACAGAUUCCGGGAAGCCUUCAUUUGUGAGAAAGCGAGAAGAGAGGAUUGCUCGCCUGAAAGAUAGCGGACGAAGGCUUGCAGUGGCAUGGACACUGGCAGCCAUUUGUCUGGUUGGCCAUGCCUCCCAUUUCGUCAUGAAUGUACUUCCGCCAUGGGCCCACUUUUUCCACUCAACCGGGUUCCACAUGGGACUAUCGUUGGUGGCACUGGUUGGUCCGGGUCGUAAACUUCUUGUGGAUGGAUGGGAAAGUUUCAAGCGAAGAUCUCCCAAUAUGAAUACUCUUGUGGGGUUGGGGGCUGUUUCAUCCUUUGCUGUCAGCACUGCUGCUGUAUUACUACCGAAGCUGGGUUGGCAAGCGUUUUUCGAAGAGCCGGUUAUGUUACUUGCUUUCGUUCUGUUGGGAAGAGCUGUAGAAGAACGAGCAAAACUUCAAGCCAGUAGUGACAUGACUGCUAUAUUAAACUUUCUACCUACUAAGGCACGUCUCAUAGUGAAUAAUGGUGGGGAUGCUUCACGUACGAUGGAAGUUCCCGCGGAAAGCUUAUCCAUCGGUGAUGCGGUGAUGGUUCUUCCUGGAGAUCGCAUACCCGUGGAUGGUGUUGUGAGAGGUGGGAAGAGUACUGUAGAUGAAUCGAGCCUUACCGGGGAACCUUUACCAGUUUUGAAAGAGAUUGGGGAUGAAGUUAGCGCUGGAACCGUCAACUACAAUGGUACUUUGAGUGUGGAAGCUAGGAGGCCUGGUGGUGAGACAGUGUUAGGGGACAUUGUACGUAUGGUUGAGGAUGCACAAACAAGACAAGCGCCCGUCCAGCGGCUUGCUGACGAGGUGGCAGGAAAGUUUUGCUACGGAGUGAUGGCUCUGUCAGGAGCAACUUUUGCAUUUUGGAGCACGUUAGGACAACAACUGUUUCCAGCUGUGGUGCCGGCUGGGAGCGCUGUAUUGCUUGGGCUGCAAUUAGCUUGCAACGUUUUGGUUAUUGCCUGCCCUUGUGCACUUGGACUAGCUACUCCAACUGCCGUUCUGGUUGGAACUUCACUAGGUGCACGGAAGGGCUUGCUUAUAAGAGGUGGCGACAUUCUGGAAAAGAUCUCAACACUAGACACUAUUGUUUUUGACAAAACUGGUACUCUGACUAUAGGAAGACCUGUGGUCACCAAAGUCAUCCCCACCACAAGCAAGGAUGAUUCAAUUUUGGAUGGAAUAAGCGGUAUGAAUUGGAGUGAGAACGAGCUGUUAGCCCUGGCAGCAGGAGUUGAGCGCAGUACAACUCACCCAAUCGCAAAAGCAUUGGUGCAAGCUGCAGCUGCUGCAGAUUGCCGAUAUGCAGAAGUGAAAGAUGGUACAUUCGAGCAGGAGCCCGGAUCUGGAGCAAUGGCAAUCGUGGAAGGGAAAAGAGUGACUGUAGGCACUACAGAAUGGUUGCAAAGACAUGGAGCCUUUGGAAGUCCCCCUGAAGACUUGGAAGCAUCCUUGGAAGGCCAGUCUGUCAUAUACAUAGGGGUGGACAAUCAGCUCGCGGGAAGUGUCACAAUGAUGGACGAAAUUAGGGAAGAAGCUGUCGCAACUGUUACCGCUCUCAGAAUGAUGGGGAUUCAAACCUCAAUGUUGUCGGGCGAUAAGCAGGCAGCAGCGGAGGCUGUUGCGGCGAAAGUUGGGAUCCCCAAGGACCAGGUGUUCGCUGGUGUAAAACCAAAAGGCAAAGCCGAGUACAUCAUGCAGCUACAGAGGGAGGGUAAGAAGGUUGCUAUGGUUGGCGACGGAGUCAACGAUGCAGCUGCUUUGGCCCAAUCUGAAGUUGGAAUCGCUAUGGUUGGGGGAGUUGGAGCGGCCAGUGAAGUCGCAUCUGUAGUUCUCAUGGGAGACAAAUUGAGUCAGGUGGUAGACGCAAUGGAACUAAGUCGGGCCACAUUCAGAAAGAUCAAGCAAAAUUUGUGGUGGGCCUUUAUGUACAAUAUUAUUGGCAUACCAGUAGCAGCGGGAGUUUUGUUACCCAUCACCAACACAAUGCUUACGCCUUCCCUCGCUGGUGCGUUGAUGGGCAUCAGUUCGAUAGGAGUGAUGGCGAACUCUCUCGCUCUUCAUUUAGAAUCAAACAAGUUCUCGAGCUCCGGAAAGACGCCAUCGAAAUCUCCGCCACCUUACAUCUUGAACCCUCGAGCAGAUUAUGUAGUAGAUGUUAGUAAAGAUACAGAGGACAGUAAGAGUGACCUGGAAAAAAGUUUACUUCCUUCCCCUUCCAAGUAGUUUUAGUCAACAGAAUCAGGACCUGUCCUACAUGUAGAUAGAUAGUUUUCGGAAGUCCAGUGCUGCACCUAACCAACAUGCCAUAAUCCUCGAUAUCUGAAUCCUAUAAAAAUAGUCCCUCAUCCCUUCGAUCUUUCAUACAAAAGUCUCACCAAUUAAGAUGAAAGAAAGAAGCAUUGUACCUUUCGCUUUACAAUCGAUUCCCAGGGUGUUUUAAGUUCGAGGCCCACGCAAUCCAUCGAGGCGUACGUCAU
Molecule: messenger RNA, 3422 nt
Organism: Marchantia polymorpha subsp. ruderalis
Lineage: Eukaryota; Viridiplantae; Streptophyta; Marchantiopsida; Marchantiales; Marchantiaceae
Source: the annotation of a GenBank genome assembly